AAGGGUGUUUUUUUAAAGGAGGGAAGCAGAAAAGAACAGCUCAAGAUUCUUGGCUCAGCCUGGGCAUAUUUCCUCCUCACUCUGGCUAACUGUCAGCACAAACGCCUAGACAGAGUAGUUGACGUGAACCAGGGAGGGAGGCUGUGGGGCUCUCCACUAGGACUACAGCACAACUUGAAGAGGCUGAAACCAUGCUUUGCCUUUGGGCACUGGCCUUUAUUUUAGUCCUGCAGGAACAAGAUCUUCUAGCUGUUGCAGACCCUGUCAGUGUGUUACCUGGCAGUCUGGGAAGAGAAAGCUGGUGUAAUGAACAUGACACAAUCCACGGACGGUUAGAUGUUAUUGAAGAGAAGGUAAUAAAAACAGUGGAGCAUCUAGAAUCAGAAGUCAAAUCACUCCUCAACAUCAUCAGUGAGACACCGAACAUCCCCAUCGCUCCAGGAACCCCACUUAUAGACAUUUAUGAUGAUACCAGUUGAGCACUGCAAAGACAGAAGACAGCUGGAUGUAACUGGUUGUCAGACAGUUGCACUUUUGUUCAUUUAUUAAGUUUGGUUUUCCAGAAUUUGAGCAGAGAUGAAAAUUCCCCAGCUGUAGCUUGCCUCCUGUGUUCCUGUGCUUUAUAAUAAACAGGUAUUUGCCUUCAGACAUUAUUUCAGAACUUCAUCCUUUAAAUCAUCAGCAGCCCCACUUUACCAAAGCUGCAUUUUGAACACAGCAUUCUCAGUAAAAACUACAACACUGGGUGGGAUGUGGGACUAAGCACAGCUAACAACCUUCCCUUGAUUCAAAACCUUACUCCUUCCCUGGCAAAGCACUGAACUCUCCAUAUUGGCAUAAUUCUGUGAGGAGACACUGUCAUCUGCAAUUUCCUCCCAAGAUAUGCUUAGAUUUGAACUGCUCUGGCUUUCAACAUACAUCAGAUUACUGCCAAUACCAGAAAGAGGAGUCCUAUCUGUGUGUUCUAGUCAGAAUUUGUCAUUUGUAUGCAGAGCCAUCUUACUCUGUACUCUUUUUACUCUUCUCCCUUGCCAUAGUGACAGUGCAAUUCAG
This is a messenger RNA of Dryobates pubescens (Downy woodpecker), 1053 nucleotides long. RefSeq names its product placenta associated 9 (gene PLAC9). The coding region runs from base 192 to 479 and encodes 95 amino acids. The record is from RefSeq and is a predicted model, not a curated record. The transcript is spliced from 4 exons. Lineage: Eukaryota; Metazoa; Chordata; Aves; Piciformes; Picidae.